AUGUUGAUAUGGUGGGAAGACUUAAUACCACGAGUACUAUGGCAGCUGCUGUGGUGCACUAUUUCUUCCAAUACCUACACCCCCAUCACUGCCACGUUCACCUUUGCCACUACGUAUGUUGUUGUUUCUGUCUCGAUUGAUUUUCUUGCCACGAUUGGUAUUAUGAUGACCUUGGGAAUUAGUGAGUUCGAUGGGAUUGGACGUAUAUGGCAACGAAAGAAGCAGCAUAAGUUAGCAGGGCACCUGGCUGAGUUGUUAGUGCAGAAGGACUUUUCAUGGCAGAUUUCUUUUCACGAAAACUUUCAACCCGUCAUUGUAUUGCCUGUUCUUUCCUCCAGAGUAGAAAGAAUAAAACACAUUCACCACAUGAAGGAGAUGCACAAGACCAAUAGUGAAAUAACCCAUACUAGAAGUUACAGACCUAUAACCAAUAUUCCCCAUUCUAGGAACUACACACCACUUCUCGCGGCAACUGGCUCUGGAAUCGUGGAAAUCGUUGAGAAAAUCAUCGACAAGUUUCCCGAGGCCAUUCAUCACGUUAGCCUGGACGGACACAACGUUCUGCACAUGGCUGUGAAGUACCGUCAGCUGAAAAUCUUUAACAUGUUAAAGAAACAUUCAGCAUUCAAAUCAUUGCUAUUCCGGAUAAAUGCAGAAGGUCGUACUCUCUUGCACCAAAUUUCGGAACCGGAGUUUUACGUAGUUCCUGGUGUGGCAUUCCAACUCCAAGACGAGUUGCGCUGGUUCGAAAGAGUGAGAAACAUUGUUCCAUCACACUACCUGAUGCACUGCGACAAAGACGGGCUAACAGCUGAGGAUGUUUUGGAAAUGGAGCAUCGGGAGAUGCACAAAGAAGCAAAAGGGUGGAUAAAGGAAACGGCACAGUCAUGCUCCACAGUGGCUGUCCUUGUGGCGACGGUGGUGUUUGCAGCGGCGUACACCAUCCCAGGAGGCACCAAUCAGAACAACGGCACGCCCAUGUUUCUUGGUUCUCGCGUGUUUCUCUUCUUCACUGUGACGGAUGUAGUGGCACUUGUGAGCUCACUGGCAUCAGUGGUGAUGUUUCUCUCCAUCCUAACAUCCCCUUUUGAGCUGUGGGAUUUCAGAAGGUCUCUGCCUCGAAAACUGAGCUUAGGGUUUGCCUCUCUCUUCUUUUCGCUGGUGUGCACGAUGCUGACAUUCAGUGCAACAGUUUUGCUGACCAAUCGGUUGGAGCAUCACCAGAAAUUGGUUUCGGUUGUGUUUUGCGGUGCUGUGUUCUUUCCUGUUGCCAUCUUUUGGCGAAUGCAAUAUCCUCUUUACAAGGUGGUUCAGCGUCUCGCUAAGCGCCUCUUCAAGGCCCUUAAACAAGCAGUCCCAGUUACGUUGAUCAACUACUCCAGGAAAAGGGCUCAGUGUUGGGAAUUUUAA
Molecule: messenger RNA, 1410 nt
Organism: Sphenostylis stenocarpa
Lineage: Eukaryota; Viridiplantae; Streptophyta; Magnoliopsida; Fabales; Fabaceae
Source: the annotation of a GenBank genome assembly